CUGCCCUUUGCCCAUCCCCCGGCUCAGUCCCAGCUUUUUUCCUGUUGUCGGUGCUCACCCCCCGCCCCCCCCCCCAUAACACCCACCAUGUCAUACUACGGUCAACAACAACCGCCACCUCCACCACAGGGAUAUUACCCACCUCCCGGUGGUCAAUACCCACCGCCCCAGCAAAUGCAGUAUGCUCCCCCGCAAGAACAGUCGCAGUCCAAGGACCGUGGGUGUCUCACCACCUGUCUUCUGACCAUGUGCUGUUGUUUUCUUUGCGAAGAGGCCUGCGAGUGCUGCUUCGAGAUUGUGGAAUGCUUAUGUUGCGGGUGCUAGUCGCGGUGUUGUACUAUACCUUCGUUUGAGAUUGAUCCU
Messenger RNA from Aspergillus uvarum CBS 121591, 363 nucleotides. RefSeq lists its product as uncharacterized. The transcript has 3 exons. Bases 88 to 324 code for a protein of 78 amino acids. Lineage: Eukaryota; Fungi; Ascomycota; Eurotiomycetes; Eurotiales; Aspergillaceae. The record is from RefSeq and is a predicted model, not a curated record.